This is a messenger RNA of Engraulis encrasicolus (European anchovy), 4309 nucleotides long. It is a transcript of the gene srbd1, whose product is annotated as S1 RNA binding domain 1. Gene Ontology annotation, molecular function: structural constituent of ribosome; mRNA binding. The transcript is spliced from 21 exons. Gene Ontology annotation, biological process: translation; nucleobase-containing compound metabolic process. The record is from RefSeq and is a predicted model, not a curated record. The coding region runs from base 109 to 3120 and encodes 1003 amino acids. NCBI's taxonomy places the organism in Eukaryota, Metazoa, Chordata, Actinopteri, Clupeiformes, Engraulidae.
AAAGAGAACUGCGAGAGCUCCUGAUGUUGCGAGAGUGUGUGGUGCAUCUUAUGUUUCAAUAAACAAUUGAAAACUCCUGGAAAUACAUCGCUUCUACGGCUCGUGAAGAUGAUGCGAAGGGCGAAAACGACAAAGGUGUACACAGAGGUGCCAUCAGAUGAUGAAGAGGAAAACCCGCAAGGGGAUGCAGAAGACGGUAGUGACGACACAGCUGACGAUUCAUGGAACCCAGAGCCAAAUGUGUCAAAGAAAAAAUCAGUGGCCAGGAAACCGGCAAAGCCCAAGGUACCCAAACCCCCAAAAGAACCCAAACCCCCUAAAGAACCCAAACCUAAAAAGGAACCUAAACCAAAGAGGGAGCCCAAACCAAAAGCAGAGAGGAAGCCCAGAGCUCCCAGGGUCCCCAAAGGAAAGGCAAAGGAACCCCCAGCAGUCGCUUCAGCUGCAGAACCAGAGACACAGGUGCCAGGUGCAGCCGAGGAUGGAGUUGGAGCCAGUUCUGAAAGAGAUGGGCUACUGGACCCUUUUAGGGUCAAAGAAGAGAGACUGUCCUUUCCAAUGCCCAAUAGCUGCCUACCUAGUGGGAGUAACAUCACCUCCUCAUCGGGCCUGAUGAAGAAGGAGGAGCCUGAGGAUGACUUCACUUUCGAGGAGCCAGCUGCCAAGAAGCAGAGGACCUCCACUGACUCCCAGGGCCGGCCAGUCAGGCAGCCCAGAUCGGUGGACAUUUUUGGGGAGGGCCAGCACAUGAACUGGGACCCCAUUCAGGUGCUAGCUCAGAGGACAGGUGUGGAGCAGUGGGUAUGUGGUAACAUAGCUCGGCUGCUGCGUGAGGAGAACACCAUCCCGUUCCUGGUGCGCUACCGUAAGGAGAUGAUCAACUACAUGGACGCCGACACACUCCGAGAAGUGCAGCUGGCGCUGGAGGAGCUAUGCGGCCUGGCAAAGAAGUGCCAGUCUGUGAUCCAGACACUGAAGAAAGAUGGUGUUCUGACGUCCGAGUUGGAGGGUUCUUUGAAGAACUGCAGAACACCUGAUGAGCUAGACCACGUGUACUCCCCCUAUAAGAAAGGCAGCAAGCUGUCCAAGGCGCGGAGGGCCAAGGAGCUGGGGCUGGAGCCAGCAGCAUUGACUCUGCUGCAGAGCCCACAGACCCUCAACCUGCAUGCAUACGUCAAGCCCGGCACUGAGGGCUUGUCCACCUAUGAGGAGGUUGCUACAGGUGUGGAACAGAUAUUGGCAGACAAGAUUGCCAAAGACACAGACACGCUCAACCAAAUGCGCUCAAUGUGUGACAAUAGUCCUGUGCUGCUGCAGUCCUCUGUGUCCAAGACGGCCCUGAAGGAGAAGGAACAACAGCAGCAGCAUCAGCAGCAGCAUCAGAAGGGUGCGGACCACAAGAACAAAGGCAAAGACAUUGACAAGUUCCAGCUCUACAGCAACUUCUCAUGUAACAUCCACCGAGUACAGUCCCACCAGACUCUGGCCAUUAACCGCGGGGAGAAUUUGAAAAUCCUGACAGUGAAGGUCACCAUCCCAGACCGCAUCAAGACCGACUUCAGCAGGUGGUGUGUCAACGUCAGGUGGAGACCUCAGGGAUUUGCUCGACCGGAACUGAUGAAGGUCCUGCAUGAUGCGGUGGAGGACUCAUACAAGAGGCUGAUAGUACCGCUUAUCUCAAGAGGAUACAGGAGCAAGUUGACCACGGCGGCAGAGAAGGAGUCGGUGGCCAUGUUUGUGCGUAAUCUGCGGCGCUGUCUCCUGACGUGCCCAGUGCGGGGCAGACCAAUCAUGGGAGUCGACCCCGGCUACCGCCACGGCUGCAAGCUGGCCAUACUAUCAUCAGUCGGUCAGAUAUUGCAUACAGAUGUGGUGUAUCUCCACAGUUCAGGAGCGAAAAACAACGAAGCCGGCAAGCUACGCCACCUAAUGCUCAAAUACAGCUGUCAGACGGUUGUCAUCGGUAAUGGCACAGCCUGUCGGGAGACGGAGGCAUUUUUUGCCGACCUGAUCAAGCAGCGCUUCUUCCAGCCCCUAGACGUCUCCUACUGUAUCACCAAUGAGGCUGGGGCCUCCAUCUACAGUGUGAGUGCAGAGGCCGUCAAGGAGAUGCCAGAUCUGGACCCCAACAUCAGGAGUGCAGUGUCCAUUGGGAGGCGAGUGCAGGACCCGCUGGCAGAGCUGGUGAAAAUUGAUCCCAAGCACAUCGGCAUCGGAACUUACCAGCACGACGUGUCCCAGCCACUGCUGCGGGCUGGCCUGGACGGGACGGUUCAGGAGUGUGUGAGCUUCGUGGGAGUGGACAUCAACUGCUGCUCCGAGACGCUCAUGAGGCACGUGGCGGGUCUGAAUGCGGGUCGUGCGAAGAGCAUUGUUGAGUGGCGGGAGAAGUUUGGGCCUUUCCAGAACCGCCAGCAGCUGACGCAAGUGAAGGGACUGGGGCCCAAGAGUUACCAGCAGUGCGCAGGAUUCAUACGCAUCAACCCAGAGACUGCUGUCAAGCAACACAGUGAAGGGGGCCCAUCUGCCGAUAAGCCCGUGGCAAAGAAGGGGAAAGGCAAAGCCAGCCAGCCAAUCAGUGAUCAGCUUAACCCUUUGGACCAGACCUGCAUUCAUCCAGAGUCAUACGACAUUGCCAUGAAGUUUUUGUCUGUGGUUGGGGGUAGUGUGUCCCAGCUGGGGCAGGUGGAGCUGAGGCAGCGUGUGGAGGGGUGUGUGAGGGAGCGAGGGCUGGAGACGCUGGCCAAGAGCCUGGACACCACACCAGACACCCUCCAGCUCAUCGUGGACGGACUCACCCAGCCACCUGGCUUCGACUUCAGACAAGACUUCGGCCAGCCGGACUUCAAGCGCGGCAUCGUGUCGAUGAGCGACCUGCAUGCCGGUGCGGUCCUGACGGGCCGGGUCUCCAACAUGGCUCUGUUCGGGGCCUUCGUGGACGUGGGCGUGGGCCAGAACGGGCUCAUCCCCAACCGAUACCUGUCGGCCGCCAAGCUGCCAGAGGACCAGCGCCGCCGCAGCCUCGCCCUGGGGCCUGGUGAACGCGUGGAGGUCAAGGUCCUCGAAGUGGACCACCAUCGCAGGCGCAUCACACUCGACUUGCUACGGGUGCUCAGAUAGAGACUCCGCGGACAGGGCAGGGUAGGACAGCUGACAGGCGGAGACAAACAGGUCAUUAGGCCCAGGCCCAAGGACUGAGGGGGCCAAGAAUUGCGUCCUCUGUUAUGUUGUGUGUGUUGGGUUGGAGGGCCCUUUCAGAUAACUUUGUCCUAGGCCUGGCCAAAGCUGCCAGGGGCCAGGCAUUUGGAUUCCCUUUUUUUGUUCCCAGUGAUUAGACAUUCUAUGUAUACAGCACAUGUAGCACAUCAACUAUCAACUAUCGAUUUUUCAACAGGAAAAAAACACUUUCUUUUUUGGAAUUGGAAUUUGGAGAUACGCCCACUCAAUAUUAUGUACAACACUGAUAUCAAGGGAGUGUUUUUUGUUUUUGUUUCAAAUAUUAUUACUCUUGGCAAUUAAAGCAAAAACAAUCCAAAUUGGCAGUUGGAAAUGCUUAGAACACAUUACCUGAAUAGAACUGAACCCUAGCAUCCAUUCUAAUAUACAGCCAUUGUGUGUUCAUGUCUUCUAAAAAUCACAUCAAAAGUCUGUCCAGAAGACAGCAAAGUGGAUACAUUCAGACUGUUUCCGUCAUCAUAAUUAUAGAUCCCUAGAAUCAAACUAGGAACUUUUCCCAGGAUUGUGCUGGGAAGUCAAGGAAGUGGAAGAACAUGAAGUCCACCUCUCAGGGAGGUUUGUGUUUCUCGGGCAGGUGUGUGUGCAGUGAUGCAUCAACUGCUACAGGGAAAAAAAGAGUGCUUUGAGUUUUCCAUCUUUCACCUAUAUGAUGAACAAGCUUUUGUGUUUACCGGAGUUUGGACCUGGUUACUGGACUUGUUUAGUACAUUUGUUUAGUUUUGUAGACGUGUUUAGUGGACUUAGCAGUGAGAGGAGAUACUCCCUGUUGCCUUUUGUGUAUGGACCCAAAACCUCACUGAGGUGCUGAAGAUUCUGACCAACCCCUGUCUUCAGCACCAUGAGUGCAAUGUGGUUUUGGGUGCCGCAUUUUCAUUUCUUUUGUCAACACGUGUUUACCCAUAUACCAGUUGAGGACCAACUGGUUGCUGCUGCUAUCGCAGGAAUCAAGCAGGACCAAUUUCAAGACUGUCACGAUAUACGUAGCUAUAUUUGCACUGUUUCAUUGAUGUUGAAUAUUCUGAUUUUGUCUGGAAUAAUUGAACUCCUGUAAAUAAAUAAUGAAAUAAUGUCC